Mytilus trossulus (common blue mussel) is the source of this 500-nucleotide messenger RNA. Its product is annotated as fucolectin-like. NCBI's taxonomy places the organism in Eukaryota, Metazoa, Mollusca, Bivalvia, Mytilida, Mytilidae. The record is from RefSeq and is a predicted model, not a curated record. The transcript is spliced from 2 exons. The coding region runs from base 32 to 478 and encodes 148 amino acids.
UAAGAAAGCUCAAACUUGUUUGUUUUUAGAAAUGAAAUCAGCCGAAGUGAACAUAGCUAUGUUAAAGCCCGCAACACAGAGCUCUACGUUUGAAGCAGUAGGAACGUAUGGGGCCGCCUUUGCGACUGAUGGACUUGUGCUGAACCUUCAAAAUGGAUACUGGUGUACGCAUACACGUGGUGAAUUUAAUCCAUGGCUUAUAAUUGAUCUUCAGGAUACGUUUGAAAUAAAGAAAGUUGUCCUGGUUAACAGACAAGAUGGACAUGGUGACAGGUUGCAUGACGUCGAAGUGAGAGCUGGUCUAGACGGUGUAUCGUUUCCUGGAAUCUGUGGAUACUUCGAGGGACCCGGUCUUACUGGAGAGAGCGUCAAUAUGUUUUGCCAGGAGAAUACAAUUGGACAAUUUGUCCGUGCUCAGAUCGUGUUGGGAUGGUAUCCUGAGUAUUUAUCCUUGUGUGAAAUGGAGAUUUUUACAUGAUAUAUAUACUCUCGAAAGUUGA